Molecule: messenger RNA, 4652 nt
Organism: Calidris pugnax (ruff)
Lineage: Eukaryota; Metazoa; Chordata; Aves; Charadriiformes; Scolopacidae
Gene: STK32C
Product: serine/threonine kinase 32C
Exons: 11
Biological process (GO): G protein-coupled receptor signaling pathway; protein phosphorylation; regulation of signal transduction
Molecular function (GO): ATP binding; G protein-coupled receptor binding; G protein-coupled receptor kinase activity
Source: RefSeq, a predicted model, not a curated record
AUGCUCUUUAGCUGUCUCCUUGUUGUCUUUUUAAAUGUAAGAUCUUUGCAGUAAAGCAUUUACAAAUUUAAAUUCUUUUUUCUUUACCUUGUAGUGAACUUUGACCACUUCCAGAUUCUCCGGGCGAUUGGGAAGGGAAGCUUUGGCAAGGUGUGUAUUGUGCAGAAGAGGGACACCGAGAAGAUGUAUGCCAUGAAAUACAUGAACAAACAGCAGUGCAUUGAAAGAGAUGAGGUUCGCAACGUGUUCAGGGAGCUGGAAAUCCUGCAGGAGAUCGAGCACGUGUUCCUGGUGAACCUCUGGUACUCCUUCCAGGACGAGGAGGACAUGUUCAUGGUGGUGGACUUGCUUCUCGGUGGCGACCUGCGCUAUCAUCUGCAGCAGAAUGUCCAGUUUACGGAAGAAACAGUCAAACUCUACAUCUGUGAGAUGGCGCUGGCUCUGGACUACCUGCGAAGCCAGCACAUCAUCCACAGAGAUGUGAAGCCAGACAACAUCCUCCUCGAUGAGCAAGGUCAUGCACAUUUAACAGAUUUUAAUAUUGCAACAAUAAUUAGGGAUGGUGAAAGAGCAACUGCAUUAGCUGGAACAAAGCCAUACAUGGCCCCGGAGAUUUUCCAUUCCUUCAUGAAUGGCGGGACGGGCUACUCCUUCGAGGUUGACUGGUGGUCACUGGGAAUCAUGGCUUAUGAGCUGCUGCGGGGCUGGAGGCCGUAUGACAUCCACUCCAACAACCCCGUGGAGUCUUUGAUUCAGCUCUUCAGUACAGUCAGCGUUCAGUACUCCUCUACGUGGUCAAAAGAGAUGGUUGCGCUGUUAAGAAAGCUGCUGACGGUGAACCCCGAGCAUCGCUUUUCCUGCCUGGCCGACAUCCAGGCCUCGGCAUAUUUGUCUGGCGUGGUCUGGAGCGACGUCAGCGAGAAGCGGGUAGCACCGGGCUUCGUCCCCAACAAGGGCCGCCUGCACUGCGACCCCACCUUUGAGCUGGAGGAGAUGAUUCUGGAGUCGAGGCCCUUGCACAAGAAGAAGAAGAGGCUGGCGAAGAACAAGUCAAGGGAUAACAGCAAAGACAGCUCACAGUCCGAAAAUGACUAUCUCCAAGAAUGCCUUGAAGCCAUCCAGCAAGACUUUGUCAUCUUUAACAGAGAGAAGCUAAAGAGGAGCCAAGAGCCGCCGAGCGAGUCCGUGUCCCCCCCUGAGACCACCGACGAAGCCGAGACGGAGGCUGAGUCCGAGACCUCCAACUUGAACAUGUGCGGUUCCGUCUGCUCCUCGGCGGGCAGCAGUUAGGCUGCAGCCACCCGGCGAGGGCCACUGGCCCGUGCCGCCCCGAAAACCCGUUCUCAGGUCGCGGUGAGCACCACAGGCUGUCCUCCGGUGCCACCGGAGAUGCCACUGACAACGUCCUGCCAAGCUGUAGCAAAACAGAUAGUUCUUACAGAACUGCCUUCCUGGGUUUAACGGCUCGCCAGUUUGGCGCACUGGUUGCCUGUUGUGGGUAAAGAUACUUGCUAUGCAACUUGUCGAGGGAGGUAGAUCAACUUCUGUACUUGUUCUUUUUUAAUGUCAGAUUGCUGAUCUGCACAUGUUUUUAAUACCGUAAGGUGACAAGAGAACAAGUUACGUCCUUGGGUCCGAGGGAAGGCACCGCGCGGGUGCGGAGGGGGAGGAAGGCUGAAUAAAAAGGUGGUUUGAAUUUCACUUUGCCGCUCCUUGCUCGUGAAGGCUGCUGCGGGGACAAGCAGUCCCCGUGGACGUGGGACCAGCCCCGGGUUCCUCUGGGCUGCGGCGGUGGCACCAGCUCCUGGGAGCCUCCAGCGUGAGGACAUCCCAGGCAUGUCCUUGUCCUCAUCACCUGUCACAAUUCCUUUCCCAACUCGGGGCAAAUAAAUGUUCUUUUGUGCACUCCAUGGAUUCUCUGGGGCUGGGUAAUGAUUAACCACGUAAUUGAAAUGCAGAAUGUAUUUAAAAUACUCACUUUCCUCACCGAGCUGCUGCGAGCGGCCAGGGGCUGUGUGACGGACCCGAGGGGCUGGUGCUGUCUGUCCCUCUGCAGGACAUGGUGUGUCACAGGUUCAGGUUUUAUUGGAGGCCACGUGGGUGGCUUUGCCAUGCUGCUCGGUUCUGAGAGGGGAAUAGCUCAUUCCACCCUUUGAUUUACUUUAUUUUCAGUGUAAAGUAGAAGUACUGUAUAUAAUUUACCAAUACCUGUUUUAACUCCUUACUGAGACGGGAGAUCUCUCUACCUGUGUCCAGCUGUGGAUGUUGCCUUUCUUCUUGUUUCAGAAGCCUUCACUAUAUUAGUUGCUUAAUCUGCUGUAGAGUGGCUUUUGGUUACUAUUGCUGAAAACAAGCCAUGGGUCCUGCUGCAGCAUCCGGCUGCUGUGGUACGGGGGUUCCUUGGAACUGCAUUCGCCUUCAAACCAUCGACAUCUCUUUGCUGCCAGACGUCAGGAGAGCGCAGGGUUUGCAUCCUUACUCUAUAUUUCUAAGGCAAAAAUGGAUCAAAAAUGUUUUUAACAGAUGCAGGCUCUUUCAGAACAAAUUUUGCUGCUUUUUUGGGUUUGGUGAAUAAAAUUGAAAGGCACGACUGGUAUGAAACAAUUUUAUACAAUAAAAGUGACACGGCACAUUUAUUUUCCACAGUUUUAUGUGGACAUUAGUAUGUGGCUAAAAUUGUGCAGAACCAGAUUUCCAUGGAAGCCUUCAAAAGAAGUGUUUGGGUGUGGGGGCACAGGUGGUGUGGAGCAGGAGAUCUGAGAUGAGUGCUCUCUCCUGCGCCUUUCCCCGGCUCUGACCCCCUGCCCUCCCCCUGCCAAACUCCCCGAUUACUGGUGCCAGAGUCACCUCGUUACCCUGAUCACCUAAUUAGCUUCUCAUCAGAGCACUCUGAUAACUCUGCUGCCACGAGAGACCCACCUCUUGGCCUGAUGGGGCUCAGGUGGGGCAGGAGAAGCAGCAGGAGGGUCAAAACCGAGUAUUUAAUCAGGAAUUAAAAGUUACGGAUUAUUUACUCCACUGCUGUGGGUAGGUUUUUUCAGUAAGAUCCAUCUCACUGUUUAUCAUCUUUCUGUAAAUAAUGGCAAAAGUUUGGACUGUCAGAAGGUCAAGUAACAUCCCUUAUUUUUGGACCAAAAUGUCCCAUAUGUGAGAUGCAGAUAGAUCCUAUUCUGCAGAAGCUCUGGGGCCAGGAGAGGUGUUGGCAGUUUGGUGGGACGUGUCUGAUCAGGUGUUUCCAUCCCUUCCCCUGGGACAAGUGACACGCGGCCCUUGAGGUCGAGGUUGGGGUGUGGGGAGGAGCUGGCUCACUGCUGGAACCGAUGUUUCUCACCCCAAACCCUCUCCGUGUCGGUCAUUUCUGUUCUUCCCGGGUCUAUUGUACAAAGAGCCCUCGGCAGCGCUCGGCAGGGACCGGGAGCCAGCGAUGGCUCCGUCCCGGGGAGGGAACUCGGGGCUGCCUGGGAAGCACCGCUGAAAUCCAGAGCAUGUUCCCAGGGAAAACCCUGCUUUUGCCUCAAUCUCCUGCCAAACCCGAGUCACUGAGAGGGGACGGGACAGGGACCUCGGGGGGUGCUGUGCUGAGUAGCAGAGACACCAAUUGUCAGCCUUUGGUGAGGCACGGGUGUAACCUCCCUGGUGCCCACUGGGAACUGGGUUUUAUUGACCCUGUUUGUGCCCGGUCCCUGGAGAAGGAAUGACAAGAAAAGAGUAACUGGAAAAUUGGAAAACGCUAAGAAAUGGAUACAUGUUGGCUUCAUUGUCAAAAUCCCCACGAUGGGUUUCAGUAGACGAGGCCCCUUUUGUGCCGUGGCCCCAUCUUGGGUGCGAGGGGCUGUUCUGUGCGACAGGGCCGGGUCCUGGGGGGAACACGUGGUGCCGAAAUUCCCUGAGCCCCCCCCCUCCCGGGUUACUCUCUCCCCUGCGUUAGAGCCUGGGGCGGCUCCAGACGGGAGCAGAACUCACAGUGAAAAGUCGUGAAAUGCUCCCGGUACCAAACCCCCUCGCGCAGCGUCAGCAGCAGCUCUCGUUUACAUCCCCACUGCAACCCCAGUACAAUAACUUUCUGUAGAUAAAUAUUUAAAUACAUGUAUUUUUUGUAUGACAGAUUUAUACAGGGCGUGUCAUUAUUCGCUGUGAAAAGUCUACAUCGCCUAUAAAUUAUUCUCCUUAAAAUUCCUUGCCAUUAGAUUGUUUUCUUAUCUCUGUUGUAUUAUGAAGUUUUGCGAAGUUGCAUAUUUUUAAGUGUUUCCAUUGAAUUCCACAGACUUCACUGGGAAUUUUGCAUAGAAAACAAAUGCCAGAUCAGGUCCUGAUGUUUCUUCUGUUGCCAAUUUUUUAUUACUCUACACCUUGCCAAAAAGAGAAUAAGAGUAAUAAAGUAAUAGUAAAAAGGCCAAUAAUAUGAACAUUGACAUUGGACAGUGCUGAAAUCCCGAUGCCUUGGUAGGGUAUUUUUAAAAACUAUUUCAGUGGAAAUAUAUGUAAAGUAUAUCUUUGUAUUUUAUGUUAAUACAUUUCUGUAAUUUUAUUGCAUGAAAACUUGACCAUGUCACAGAAUAUUUAAGUUAUGACAAGUUUGUGUUUUUGCAGAUACUGCGAGAAGCCAUUGCAUAUGUGGAGUAAUAAAUGUGUAUUUUUAACAUUGCCAAGUA